CGGAGGUGAGUCGGUGUGUUGUGGACUCGUGGUGCUGGCUGCCGCUCUUGAGGCGGCCUGGAACGGGCUGUGGGGAGCGGGCGGAGCUGACCCUGCUUCUGCCUGGCCAGCGCCGCAGGCGGCGCGGGCCGUGCCCGCUGCCGUCAACUGCCCGGAGCGUCUGCUGAGGCCGAGGGAGACGCCGGGGCCUGCACCUGGAGAGAGCCUGCCGUGCUGGCCCGGAGGAGGGGGCGUUGCCAUGGCGACAGCCUCUCCGGCAGCUGACGGGGGGCGGGGGCGGCCCUGGGAAGGAGGGCUGGUCUCCUGGCCCCCUGCCCCUCCCCUUACGCUUCCCUGGACCUGGAUGGGCCCGAACUGGGGGCAACACCCUGGGCAUUGGGGCUUUCCAGCUCUCACAGACCCUUCAGCAUCUCCAGCUGCCAGUCUUGGCAUCUUCGAAGUAAGGAGAGUUUUAGAUGCCUCUGGAUGUUCAAUGCUAGCACCUUUACAGACUGGAGCAGCUCGAUUUUCUUCAUAUUUACUUUCAAGAGCAAGAAAAGUGCUGGGCUCCCACUUGUUUUCUCCCUGUGGUGUUCCGGAGUUCUGUUCCAUAUCCACCAGAAAGCUGGCGGCCCACGGCUUUGGCGCGUCAAUGGCGGCAAUGGUGCCCUUCCCUCCCCAGAGGUAUCACUACUUUUUAGUGCUGGACUUUGAGGCCACAUGCGACAAGCCACAGAUUCAUCCUCAGGAAAUCAUUGAGUUCCCCAUCCUGAAGUUAAAUGGCCGGACCAUGGAAAUUGAGUCUACCUUUCACAUGUAUGUCCAGCCCGUAGUCCACCCACAGCUUACCCCCUUCUGUACAGAGCUCACCGGGAUCAUUCAAGCCAUGGUGGAUGGCCAGCCAAGCCUGCAGCAAGUGCUGGAGAGGGUCGAUGAGUGGAUGGCGAAGGAAGGCCUCUUAGAUCCAAACGUCAAGUCAAUCUUUGUCACCUGCGGAGACUGGGACCUGAAAGUCAUGCUUCCAGGACAGUGCCAUUAUUUAGGCUUGCCAGUGGCGGAUUACUUCAAGCAGUGGAUUAAUCUAAAAAAGGCUUACAGCUUCGCCAUGGGCUGCUGGCCCAAGAAUGGACUACUAGACAUGAACAAGGGUCUCAGCCUGCAGCACAUAGGCCGGCCCCACAGCGGCAUUGAUGACUGCAAGAACAUUGCCAACAUCAUGAAGACAUUGGCAUACCGAGGCUUCAUCUUCAAGCAGACAUCAAAGCCCUUCUGAUUGGCAGAGGACGGGAUGGGGCAGGACAGGGUAGCUGCUUGGCCCAAACCAGAAUCCUCCUCUCCCUCACCAGAGGGAAAAGGGAGAGUGGCACAGCUCUGCGCCCAGAGUGUCCCCCAGCUGCCCUACAGGCUUGUGCCCUGUGUGAGGGCUGGGCCACUUGGCCCCUCUGGAGCAGACACUUUGUGCCCCACCCCACUCCCAUUCCUCAGUCUCAGCCCAGUAUUAGCCCCUGCCAUUAUGGACCUGAGCUAGGGGGAACCCAGGUACUCUACUGCCUUCUCCCUAGUACACAGGCUUCUGCUGGGGCCACCAAGCCCUCCCUGUGCCCCUCCCAUCCAUAGUGCAUGGUGUGUGGUGCCCCCAGGGCUCCAGGACAGAUCAGGCCCCACCUUGUGUCCACCCUCCCCUCAUCCCUGCUGUGAACGUGCCACUUGAAUAAAGUCGGGGAAACAAGGUCCUAGUGUGUAUGGA
Mus pahari (shrew mouse) is the source of this 1726-nucleotide messenger RNA. RefSeq names its product ERI1 exoribonuclease family member 3 (gene Eri3). The transcript has 9 exons. The coding region runs from base 239 to 1252 and encodes 337 amino acids. The record is from RefSeq and is a predicted model, not a curated record. Gene Ontology annotation, biological process: exonucleolytic trimming to generate mature 3'-end of 5.8S rRNA from tricistronic rRNA transcript (SSU-rRNA, 5.8S rRNA, LSU-rRNA). Gene Ontology annotation, molecular function: 3'-5'-RNA exonuclease activity; nucleic acid binding. Lineage: Eukaryota; Metazoa; Chordata; Mammalia; Rodentia; Muridae.